Molecule: messenger RNA, 2861 nt
Organism: Hypomesus transpacificus
Lineage: Eukaryota; Metazoa; Chordata; Actinopteri; Osmeriformes; Osmeridae
Product: solute carrier family 35 member D3
Exons: 2
Coding region: 783-2078 (431 amino acids)
Cellular component (GO): Golgi apparatus
Molecular function (GO): antiporter activity
Source: RefSeq, a predicted model, not a curated record
CGGUGCUGCAUGCACUCAAAGCCGCUUUCUGCUGUUGAAUAAUAAAGAGAACAAACGACUCAGUUUGUCCAGUAGGCAGUCUGCUGUUCGGCACGGGGAGACAACACAGUGGUGUAAUUUAUGACGAUUUCAUGCGCCUGUCGAGCCUUUCCAAUUGGUCCGGGGGGAAACGGGACCGCAAUGUGUAAAUACAACAGGGAAAGUCCGUCCCGGUGAAUGGGUUUGUUCCUCUCCUCGGGCCCGUCUCGAAGGCAAAAGCUUACCGCUGUGCGGCACCAGUGUCAGACUGCACUCAGCAAGUUCAGCGCCAAGUGUUGCGCCUUACCCCCUUCAUGCUCUAAGGAAGCGCUGGUUUAGGACUGUACAGUCAGUGUACUGUAUCUGUAUUGUACCGGGCUGUACUCCACAAAUGCUCUGCAUGUCGAGCUGACCACAGCAUGCGACCAAACUAAAAAAGCUGGAAUCCCCUGAAUUGAGCGCUGAAGAGGUCAGCUAAUUGAUGAAAACGCGCAUUCAAACGGAACACGUCAGCAUAUCCAACCCCAAAAAAUCUGCUCACCCUAUUGGAAUCCACCUCUGAUUUCUUCUACGGACGGGGUCUUGGAAGCCAAUUGAUUUGUGCUUGACGUUAAUAACUUGGACAUUUACAGCCGCGCGCUCCAGUAGUACAGUCUGCGUGGACCAGUCUGUUGCACGGGGCUCGGGGGCGCACAUUCACUCGUUAUAUUUGUAUACUCUUUCUUGUGUUGUUCGCGCGUAACGGGAGAUUUCAGAGUUCAACCAUGGAACUUUGUAAAGGUCGUCUGCUAGGCAUCUCAGUCGCAGUGGCGCACGGAUUUUUCUCGGGAUCUUUGAACAUUUUGUUAAAAUUUCUUAUCACUACUUAUCACUUCAACUACCUCACUCUUAUUCAGUUCCUGACCAGCUCGACCGCAGCGCUGACUCUGGAGAUCCUGCGGAGGCUGGGGAAAGUGGACAUCCCCCCCUUCAGUCUGCAGCUGGCUAAGGUGUUCGGGGGGGUUUGCAUUCUGUCCACCCUGCAGUCCACCUUGACUCUCUGGUCUCUCAAAGGACUCAGCCUGCCUAUGUACGUGGUGUUUAAACGGUGCCUACCUCUCGUUACGCUCGGUAUAGGAGUCUGCAUCUUGAAAAACGGUAUCCCAUCCGUGGGAGUUAUCACGGCAGUGGUUAUCACGACCGGUGGAGCUGCUCUUGCCGGUGCUGGUGACCUGACCGGCGAUCCGUUCGGCUAUGUGACGGGGGUGCUGGCGGUCAUCAUCCACGCCUCCUACCUGGUCCUGAUCCAGAAGACCAGCGGCGACAGCGACUACGGCCCGCUCACCGCCCUGUACGCCAUCGCCAUCAUGGCCGCCCCGGUGCUCCUGGUGUGCUCGCUGGUCAGCAUGGAUGCCAUCCACAUGUGGACCUAUGCCGGCUGGAACAACCCCUACAUCACAGGCAUCUUUGUGUUCUGCGUCGUCAUCGGCUGUGCCAUGAACUUCACCACGCUCCACUGCACCUACAUCAACUCGGCCGUGACCACCAGCUUCGUGGGCGUGGUGAAGAGCAUCGCCACCAUCACGGUGGGCAUGGUGGCGUUCACCGACGUGGAGCCCACACGGCUGUUUGUGGCCGGCGUGGUGGUCAACACAGUGGGCUCCAUCAUCUACUGCGUGGUCAAGUACUAUGAGACCCAGAGGAAGAGCCUGUACCAGGACCUGGAGGGGGCGGAGCAGGAGGACAGGCCCGCCGGACAGCCCUACACAGAGAAGCCCCCCGGGGGUGGAGACGAGGGGGGGCUGGGGAACGGGGAGCUGGUGGCUCCCCCCGCCGAGGCAGCAGACGCCCCUCAGCAGUACGUCAUGACGGAUGCAGAGCUGCUGGAGAUGCAGAGAGAGGCCUUCCACUGUGAGAACCAGCCCCUGGACUCUGGGCCUGCCCGGGGGGCCCUGGGGGGCUUGGCAGGGCCAGGACAGGCUGUCAGUGAUAGUUACGCUGGGGUCUGGAGGUCCGUCCGAAACCUGCAGUUUAUGAAGAAAGACACUCUGAUAGAUAACAUGGAGGUGCAGAGUCCCUGAUGACGGGCAUCCUCUCUCUUGCUCUCUCGCUCUCUCUCUCCCCCCCGUCUCUUUCCUCACUCUUUCCCUCUCCCUUUCUCCCUGGGUCGUAAUUCCUCUUGCCAUUUCCUCUCUUCCUUCAGUCCCUCUCUUUCUGUAUUUCCCUCUCUUUUUUUUCUUUCAUUCUCUCUUUAUUUCUCUCUAUCUCUCUCUCUUCUACAGACGGAGGGUGCAUGUAGUGUCUGUCCGUUCGUCUGUCUGCCUGUAGGCCCGCAGCAGAGAUGGAAGGUUCUAGAUCAGUGUGUUUUUGUUGUGAUGUUUAAUGGUCCAUCUGUAAGACAAGCUCUUCAGGAAACAAAGUAUUUUUAAGAAGAUUACCUGUUUAUAUGAACUGGAGGAAAUAUACUGACUAUUUAUACAAAACAUUUAGAGAGAUGUUUAAAUGUUUUAUAUUGAUUCAGUCAUAUUAAUAAAAGAUGUGUUUGUGGUUGAUCCAUAAAGGCAUACAUUUAUGGUAAGAAGUUUAAUGUUAAAAUAAUACAUCCCAACAACCACUGACACCACACACACACACACACAUACAAAAAUCACACACACCAUAUGUGAACACACAUCCCAUACAUACACACCGCAAAAGGUCACACAAAUGACUCCAGCUGAAUUGAAUGGCUUGAUCUGUGCAACAGUGGGUUGAUAGGAUGAAUAAUUAUUUUGUAUUAUGAAUUCAAUUUGCACGUAUUGUAACACCUGUCCAGAGUUUGUGCAGUCCAAAACAUUGUGAUAUUUGAGAGUGGAGCUACAGCA